AUGAAAGAGGUGCAGUAUUACAACUGUCAAGAAUUUAGUCAUUAUGCCCGAGGACAUCGAAGGAAGAAAGAGCCACAAACAAAAUAUAAUGAGGAUGUGAAAUAUGCACAUGCAUUAGGUAGUGACUUUGAUGAUGUGCUACUCAUAGCCAAUAUUCAAUCGAGCAAUGAACGUGACAAUAUGUGGUAUAAGGAUUUAGGAUGCAACAACCACAUGACUGCUAAUAAAAUCUGGUUUAUCAAGUUAGAUGAAUCAGUCAAGAAAGUGAUCAAGUUUGCAGAUGACAUACAUGUCACAUCAGGUGGAAAAGGAAACAUAUACGUGGUUAGAAAGGAUGGUCGAAAGACCAAUAUCACCGAUGUGUUGUAUGUACCUUUGAUGACAAGUUACUUGAUAAACAUAUGUCAAUUAAUUGCAAAACGGUACAACAUGAAGCUGGAAAACUAUUAG
Lathyrus oleraceus (garden pea) is the source of this 450-nucleotide messenger RNA. RefSeq lists its product as uncharacterized. Bases 1 to 450 code for a protein of 149 amino acids. Lineage: Eukaryota; Viridiplantae; Streptophyta; Magnoliopsida; Fabales; Fabaceae. The transcript has a single exon. The record is from RefSeq and is a predicted model, not a curated record.